AUGUCCCCGCCGCGCAGACUGGCGUCCGCGACUCGCGGGCUGACCCGGGCUGCCUCGCCCCGAGGUCGGGACAGGGACCGCCGGCCCGGGUGUCCGCCCCGCCCACAGAGUCCGCGCAGGGACCCGGCUGAGGUUUCUGUGGCUGAAGAACUGCUCAUGAGGCCAACACAGGACAGUGUGACAUUUGAAGACGUGGCCAUGUACUUCUCUUGGGAGGAAUGGGGUCUCCUCGAUGAGGCUCAGAGAUGGCUAUUCCACAAUGUGAUGCUGGAGAACUUUGCACUUGUGACCUCCCUGGGUUGUUGGCAUGGAGCAGGGGAUGGGGAGGCACCUUCUGAGCAGAGCGCUUUUGUAGGAGCGUCGCAGGUUAGGACUCACCAGGCAAGCCCAGAUCCCCAGAAGGCACACCCCUGUGAGAUAUGCGGUCUGGUCCUGAAAGACAUUUUGGGUGUGGCUCUGCAUCAGAGAACACAUCCCCAGCUGAGACCUGACACAUGUGGGAGACGGACCAGUUUCAUUGCAAACCUUCACCAGCACGGGAAGCAGCACAGUGUAGAGAAACCCCUGAAAAGGGCUUCACUUGUGAAGAGCUGCAGGUUCCAUGUGCCAGGGGAGUCCUUCACCUGUGGGGAGGUUGACAAGGACUUCCUCACUGGUUCAGGCGAGCACCAGCACCAGGCCAGUCGUGAUGGACAGAAAGCUCACAGUAGCACCAUGUGUGGGGAAGCUGUUCACAGUGGGAAAAGCCAUCACAAUUGGUGUGAAGGCAAGAAAGCCUUCAGCCACAAAUACUCUCUUGCUCAACACCAGAGUGUCCAUGCCCAAGAAAAGCCUUACAAAUGCAGUGAAUGUGGGAAGUCCUUCACCCGAAGGUUUAACCUCUUGCAGCAUCAGAAAGUCCACACUGGAGAAAUGCCCUAUAAAUGUAAUGAAUGUGGAAAAUUCUUCACCAAUAUCUUCGGUUUCAUUCAGCACCAAAGAACUCACACUGGGGAAAAGCCUUACAAGUGCAGCAGAUGUGGAAAAUUCUUUGGCCAAAAGUCUACCCUUACUGUACAUGAGAGAAUUCACACUGGAGAAAAGCCUUAUGGGUGCAGUGAAUGUGGGAAAUUCUUUAGACAUAGCUCCAGCCUCAUUAAACAUCAGAGAGUUCACACUGGAAUGAGGCCUUAUAAGUGUGGUGAAUGUGGAAAAUGUUUUGCUGACAACUCCUGCCUCAUUAAACACCGUAGAAUUCACACUGGAGAAAGGCCUUAUGAGUGCAAGGAGUGUGGGAAACUUUUUAGCCAAAGUUUUGGACUCACUCAACACCAGAGAGUUCACACUAGAGAAAGACGUUAUGAGUGCAGGAUAUGUGGGAAAUCCUUAACCCGCAAGUCCUACCUCAUUCAACACAACAGAGUUCACGCUAGAGACAGGGCUCCCGAGUGCAGGGAUCAUGGGGAAUUCUUCAGUGACACCCGGUUUGCUCAACACCAAAAAAUUCACAUCCGAGAACGGCCUCAUGAGUGCGACAAAUGCGCAGAAGAUUUCAGCCGAAGGCCUAACCUCAUUCACCACCACACAGGAAGUCUAUACAUGCAGCAAAUGUGGGAAAGUCUUCAGUCAGCGGCCUGCUCUGAUUGA
Messenger RNA from Puma concolor (puma), 1626 nucleotides. RefSeq lists its product as uncharacterized. The record is from RefSeq and is a predicted model, not a curated record. Lineage: Eukaryota; Metazoa; Chordata; Mammalia; Carnivora; Felidae. Gene Ontology annotation, biological process: regulation of DNA-templated transcription.